This is a messenger RNA of Dissoconium aciculare CBS 342.82, 1662 nucleotides long. RefSeq names its product ARM repeat-containing protein. The coding region runs from base 1 to 1662 and encodes 553 amino acids. Lineage: Eukaryota; Fungi; Ascomycota; Dothideomycetes; Mycosphaerellales; Dissoconiaceae. Gene Ontology annotation, molecular function: protein binding; nuclear import signal receptor activity. Gene Ontology annotation, cellular component: cytoplasm; nucleus; nucleoplasm. The transcript has 2 exons. Gene Ontology annotation, biological process: NLS-bearing protein import into nucleus. The record is from RefSeq and is a predicted model, not a curated record.
AUGGCGGAACGAUACAUCCCCGAGCAUCGCCGCACCAACUUCAAGGCCAAGAGCACCUUCAAGCCUGAUGAGCUGCGUCGUCGUCGCGAGGAACAACAGGUGGAGAUCCGUAAACAGAAGCGUGAGGAGAACCUCGCCAAGAGGCGUGGUAUCGGUGCGCGCGGUGAGGGUCUAGGUGCCUCGCUUGGUGCGGCUCCUGACAGCGACGAUGAGGGCGCCAACACCGAGAGCCAGCUCAGUGAGGAUCUCCCUGUUAUGGUCCAGGGAGUCUUCUCCGAUAAGAUUGACGACCAAAUCGCUGCCACCACCAAGUUCCGGAAACUCCUCUCCAAGGAGCGCAACCCGCCCAUCGAGCGGGUCAUCGAGACCGGUGUCGUCAGCCGUUUCGUCGAAUUCCUUCGCUCCCCCCACACCCUUGUGCAGUUCGAGGCUGCCUGGGCACUCACCAACAUUGCCUCGGGUUCUGCUCAGCAGACCCAGGUCGUCAUUGAAGCAGGAGCUGUGCCGAUUUUCGUCGAGCUGCUUCGCAGCCCUGAGCCCGAUGUUCGGGAACAAGCCGUGUGGGCCCUGGGUAACAUCGCCGGUGACAGCCCUCCAUGCCGUGACUUUGUCCUCAGCCAAGGGGCUUUGGCACCGCUCGUCAGCCUGUUGGGUGACAGCCGCAAAUUGAGCAUGCUCCGCAAUGCCACCUGGACGCUUUCCAACUUCUGCCGAGGCAAGACUCCUCAGCCUGACUGGAACACCAUCGCUCCUGCUCUGCCGGUGCUCUCCAAGCUCGUAUACUCUUUGGACGACGAGGUCCUGAUUGAUGCUUGCUGGGCCAUUUCAUACCUCUCAGAUGGAUCCAACGACAAGAUCCAGGCCGUCAUUGAGGCCAACAUUCCCCGUAGAUUGGUGGAGCUGCUCAUGCACGCUUCGACCUCGGUUCAGACUCCUGCUCUUCGAUCCGUCGGAAACAUUGUCACUGGUGACGAUGUCCAAACUCAAUUGAUCAUCAACUGCGGUGCCCUGCCUGCCCUGCUGUCCUUACUCAGCUCUGCCAAGGACGGCAUCCGCAAGGAAGCUUGCUGGACAAUCUCCAACAUCACAGCCGGUAACAGCACCCAGAUUCAAUCUGUCAUUGACGCCAACAUCAUCCCGCCGCUUAUCCACCUGUUGAGCCACGGAGACUUCAAGACCCGCAAGGAGGCAUGCUGGGCCAUCUCCAACGCCACCAGCGGUGGUCUUCAGAAGCCUGAGCAAAUCCGAUUCCUCGUCGCCCAAGGUGCUGUGCGCCCUCUCUGUGACCUGUUGGCUUGCCCCGACAACAAGAUCAUCCAGGUCGCACUUGACGGUCUGGAGAACAUCCUCAAGGUCGGUGACAUGGACAAGGAGGCCUCCGAGGGCAGCGCCGAGGCGCCUGUCAACCAAUACGCGCUCUUCAUCGAGGACUGCGGUGGCAUGGAGAAGAUCCACGAGUGCCAGAACAACAGCAACGAGGAGAUCUACAUGAAGGCAUACAACAUUAUCGAGAAGUACUUCUCCGAUGAGGAGGGCGAUGCUGAGGUUGGUGAUCUCGCACCCCAACAGGGCCAGGAUGGACAAUUCGGCUUCGGUACUCAGCAGCAACAGCAGCAGUCAAACUUCAACUUUGCCAACGGCGGAGACAGCAUGGACAUGUAA